AUGGGAAAGCGGCAGCACCGGGAGAAAGAUGAGGGCGGCGUCAGCGAGAGGAGGGAGGUCGCGGCGGCAGGCGCCACCAACACCAUAGACGACCUCGAGAACCUCGACAACCUUGAGUGCCUCAUCUGCUCCGAGCCCCUGCGCCCUCCUAUUUUCCAGUGCACCAUGCGCCAUACCAUAUGUUUAUCUUGCCAUGACAAGUUCCCAGACAAGUGUUUCUUCUGCUCCAAUACCACAGUCUACAAUCGCUGCCUCGAGCUAGAACAUGCAGUUGAAUCAAUCAAACUUGCUUGCUCCAAUGGCAAACACGGAUGCACUGCGAGGAUAACAUACUACCAAAAAGAAGAGCAUGAGAAAGAUUGCCCGCACGCGCCAUGCUUCUGCCCCGUAACCGGCUGCAGCUUCAAAGGGCCAACGGCAACGCUCCUCGAGCAUUUCUCACGCGAGUACAAGUGGCGUAGCACGAAAUUUAUAUAUAACGAGGCGUUUGGGGUCCGCAUCCGCGGCGAUACUCCUGGUUCAUGCAUUCUUGUGGGCGAGGAUGGGCACAUCUUCAUGAUCAAUAUGGAAAUGGAGCCCGCCGGAAUUGUCAUCUCAGUUUGCUCCAUUCAGCCUCACAUUACUGGAUCCAAGUUCAAGUGCAGGCUAUCAAUAUCAUGCAGUGAAACGGGCUACUAUCAGGCUGCCGAGUUCCAAAUGAGGAUCAUUAAUCUGUAUGAUGGGAUGCCCAAGGACUUCAUGUUCCUUGUGCCCAAGGGGUUGCUUCGACGUGCGAUAACUAUUGUGCCUGUGACUAUCACGCCAGAAUAG
Messenger RNA from Triticum aestivum (bread wheat), 810 nucleotides. Its product is annotated as putative E3 ubiquitin-protein ligase SINA-like 6. Lineage: Eukaryota; Viridiplantae; Streptophyta; Magnoliopsida; Poales; Poaceae. The record is from RefSeq and is a predicted model, not a curated record. Gene Ontology annotation, molecular function: zinc ion binding; ubiquitin protein ligase activity. Gene Ontology annotation, cellular component: cytoplasm. The transcript is spliced from 2 exons. Bases 1 to 810 code for a protein of 269 amino acids.